CCUCUCUCCGGCAACAUGGCGGCCCCCGUAGACCAAGAAUUGAAGAAGGCUUUCGCAGAGCUGCAAGCCAAAAUGGUCGAUACCCAGCAGAAGGUGAAGCUGGCAGACCUACAGAUCGAGCAGCUGAGUCGCAUGAAAAAGCACGCCAAUCUGACCACGGAGAUCACUUUACUCCCCGAGACCACUCGCAUGUAUGAAGGAGUAGGACGCAUGUUUAUCUUGCAGUCAAAAGAUGAGAUUAAUAAUCAGCUGACUGAGAAGCAGAAAACAGCAGAUGACAAGAUCAAAGAGCUGGAGCAAAAGAAGACCUACCUGGAGCGCAGUGUGAAGGAGGCAGAGGACAACAUCAGAGAAAUGCUAAUGUCCAGGCGGGCCCAAUAAAGCGCACAUCCAGCCCUGUUUUCACUUACUUUUCCACAACCUGUUAUUAAUUUAAACACGUUUUUGCAUAGAGAAUACAGUUAUUUCUAACAGAAAGCAUGAAUCAUAUUUCAUUCAACAGAGGCCAGUAAGAUUGGCUGUAGACAGGCGUGGCAUGUAGGUCACUCCGUUGUUAACCAUUGCUCUUGUGAUGUGUCAUGUUUACUUUUUUUCAUCGGCAUGUAAUAAAAAAGUUUUUUUUUCUUUAA
This is a messenger RNA of Silurus meridionalis, 629 nucleotides long. RefSeq names its product prefoldin subunit 1 (gene pfdn1). Gene Ontology annotation, cellular component: cytoplasm; prefoldin complex. The record is from RefSeq and is a predicted model, not a curated record. Gene Ontology annotation, biological process: protein folding. NCBI's taxonomy places the organism in Eukaryota, Metazoa, Chordata, Actinopteri, Siluriformes, Siluridae. Gene Ontology annotation, molecular function: protein folding chaperone.